Ceraceosorus bombacis is the source of this 607-nucleotide messenger RNA. The record is from the annotation of a GenBank genome assembly. NCBI's taxonomy places the organism in Eukaryota, Fungi, Basidiomycota, Exobasidiomycetes, Ceraceosorales, Ceraceosoraceae.
AUGAGUCAAAGAGACGAGGACUUUUACAAGCUGCUUGGGGUUGAGAGAGGUGCAUCAUCACACGAUGUCCGAGCUGCAUAUCUGGCCCAAGCCAAAUUGGUGAGCUGGCUCGAAUGACUAGAAGACUUGCAGCUGGAUGAGAGAGCUGAGGAUGCGACAACAUGACUAGAAUCAUCCUGAUCGCCUUGCUACAGGCCGCACCUCCGAGUCGGACGCUCGCAUCAGAGCACUGACCCAUGCUUACUCGGUGCUGAGCGACCCUAAAAGCAGAAUCGAUUACGAUAUCCAGCUCGACCAUCACCAUACCCUUUGCAAUGCUGCGUCGUCAAAGCGGGCAGAAUCACGCAUCUCAGCUGUCAUAGACAUCGAUGCGUUCGAGCUGCUGGAGCAAGAAGACGCAGACGAUCUCCGUCCAGCUGCACCGCGCUUUGCAUAUCCAUGCAGGUGCGGCAAUCGUUAUGCCGUCAGAGCUGAUCGGCUCGAACAAGCUAUGGAUUCCACCGCGCGCGACAUUGCAACGCAAGGCUUGCUCGUUCAAUGCGGCGGCUGCUCGCUCGUGGUCAAAGUCACAUGGUCCGAAGAUGAAGUUCACGACAAGCCAGACUAG